AUGGAGGUAGCUACCUCUCUAGGCUUGAAAUGCCACUCCUGGUUCCAUGUCCCCCCUCACCGUUUCCCCUCUUCUUCUUCUUCUUCUCACAAACCCACAUCUGAUUCCACCCUCUCAUUCGCAUCCACGAGACAGCAUCAUGCCUCACUUACUACCGCACAAUCUCCACUCCCCACCUCGCUCUUGCUCUCUUCCGACUUCACCACUCCCCAGCUGCUCGAAACCCUCCGCCAACAGCCGAACGAGUCCGCGGCGCUUCGGGUGUUCGAAUGGGCUUCAAAGCAGCCAAAUUUCGAGCCGAAGGCGUCCCUGUACGAGGAGAUUCUCCGCAAGCUCGGCAAAGUCGGGUCCUUCGAUUCGAUGAAGGACAUCUUGGAAGAAAUGAAGAACUCGGGGUGUCGGGCCAGCAAAGGUAUAUGCUUAGUCUUUGUUCAGAGCUACGCCGAUUUCGAUUUGUAUGAUGAAAUCCCUGAAUUACUCGAGUCGAUGGAGGUUGAGUUUGGGUUUCAACCCGACACCCAUUUCUUCAAUUUCGUACUGAAUGUUAUGGUGGAUGGUAACAAGCUGAAAUUGGUGGAAAUGGUGCACUCUAAUUUGAUGAGGAGAGGAAUCAAACCCGACGUUUCGACAUUCAACAUACUUAUCAAAGCCUUGUGCAAAGCACAUCAAAUUCGGCCUGCUAGUUUGAUGAUGGAGGAGAUGCCCAGCUACGGUCUGCUUCCAGAUGAGAAAACUUUCACCACAAUCAUGCAAGGGUUCAUCGAAGAAGGAAACUUGGAUGGUGCACUGAGAGUGCAGAAGCAAAUGGUGGAAGCUGGAUGCCCCAUGACCAAUGUAACCGUAAAUGUGCUGGUUCAUGGUUACUGCAAACAUGGUAGAAUUGCAGAAGCUCUGGGCUAUAUAGAGGAGGUCUCUAACAAUGGAUUCUUCCCGGAUAAGUACACUUUCAACACUCUGGUGAACGGACUGUGUAAAGUUGGUCAGGUUAAGCAUGGUUUGGAAGUCAUGGAUAUGAUGCUUCAAGAAGGCUUCGAUCCAGAUAUUUAUACUUACAACUCUCUUAUAUCCGGGCUGUGUAAAGCCGGUGAAGUUGAGGAAGCAGUGGAGAUUCUGGAAGAGAUGAUUUCAAGGGAUUGCUCUCCCAACACUGUGACUUACAACACUUUGAUAAGUACCUUGUGUAAGGACAACCAAGUGGAGGAAGCUACUAAACUUGCCCGUGUUCUCACUAGCAAGGGACUUGCUCCUGAUGUAUGCACAUUCAAUUCCCUCAUACAAGGUCUGUGCUUGACCAGAAACCAUUCCCUCACCAUGGAAUUGUAUCACGAGAUGAAGAACCAAGGGUGCCAGCCGGAUGAGUUUACCUACAACAUGUUGAUAGAUAGCCUUUGCUACAGAGGGAAGCUGGACGAUGCUUUGAACCUGCUUAAAGAGAUGGAAUCGAGUGGCUGUGCGAGAAGCGUGAUCACUUACAACACUUUAAUUUCUGGGUUCUGCAAAAACAGGAAGAUCGAAGAAGCAGAAGAGAUCUUUGACCAAAUGGAACUCCAAGGGGUAUCGAGAAAUUCUGUAACAUUCAACGCACUCAUUGAUGGCUUGUGCAAGAACAGGAGAGUGGAAGAGGCUGCUGAACUAAUGGAUCAAAUGAUAAUGGAAGGGCUGAAGCCGGACAAGUUCACUUACAACUCAAUGCUCACUUACUUCUGUAAGGGAGGGGAUAUUCAGAAGGCUGCUGACAUAGUCCAAGCCAUGGCCUCAAAUGGUUGUGACCCGGAUAUCGUAACUUACGGGACAUUGAUUGGCGGGCUGUGCAAGGCGGGACGAGUGCAGGUGGCGAGCAAGCUUCUGAGGUCCAUUCAAUUGAAAGGCGUAGUCUUGUCGCCUCAUGCCUACAACCCCAUACUGCAAGCACUGUUUAAGAAGAAGAGAAACACAGAAGCUAUGAGAUUGUUCAGAGAAAUGAUGGAGAGUGCUGUUGUUGAUCCUCCUGACCAAGUCACCUACAAGAUUGUGUUCCGUGGGCUGUGCAGUAGUGGCGGGCCAAUACAGGAAGCGGUGGACUUCGUGGUGGAGAUGGCGGAGAGAGGAUACUUGCCUGAAUUUUCGUCUUUCUAUAUGCUGGCGGAGGGGCUCUGUGAACUGUCGAUGGAGGAUACGCUGAUGAAGCUUGUUGAUCUCAUCAUGGAGAAAGCGAAUUUCUCGGCCAAUGAAGUGAGCAUGAUCAGAGGUUUCCUUAAGAUUCGGAAGUUUCAAGAUGGGUUGGCGACUCUUGGAGGUAUACUCGAUAUCAAAAUGCCCAAGAAACCGGCGUAUAGACGAUGA
Molecule: messenger RNA, 2322 nt
Organism: Linum tenue
Lineage: Eukaryota; Viridiplantae; Streptophyta; Magnoliopsida; Malpighiales; Linaceae
Source: the annotation of a GenBank genome assembly